ACGACUCCAUGAGCUGGACAGAGGCCCAGAGCUACUGCAGAGAACACCACACAGACCUGGCCAGUGUGAGGAACCAGGCAGAGAACCAGAAGGUCCAGGAGCUGGUUCCAGGAGUAUGGGCUGUCUGGAUCGGCCUUUUCAGAGACUCCUGGAAGUGGUCCGAUGGAAGCAGCUCCUCGUUCAGAUACUGGAAGUCAGGUCAACCUGAUAACUACGGGGGGAAGGAGGAUUGUGCAGCAGCAGAUUUCAGCUCCUCUGGAGGAUGGAGGGACAGGAAGUGUGACCAGAAGUUUCCAUUCAUCUGCUACAGUCCAUCUAAGUGCUUCUUUGAUGAAGGUGAAGACUAUAAGGAGGAUUCUCCCUGUGCCUGCUGUCAUUGAGGGAAUACUGAAGCAGACGUUGAGGAAGAACUCAGGACGCUCAAAGUGAAGUCGGAUCAAUGAUAGGUAUUAUGGUUUUGCCAAAAAUGCUUUCUGUUCAAGGCCAGAGUUUUCAGUUUGUCGACCUCUGGCUGCUCAGUGUGGCAGAACUGUCAGUUACUUUCAGUUGAUUGCUCUGUUCUGAUUGGUCGACUCCACCUGGCCAAAUGGUUGCUUUUAUUGAACUCACGCGAACUCGCGUUGUUUCAUUCGCGUCGCGCGAAACCCGCGAUUCGUGCCGCCGGCAAAAAUUUGCGUCUAUUCGCGUGUUUGCAUUGACUUUGUAUGUAAUCUUGUCGCGCGAAAUAUUCGCUAUGCGUCCGGUCUGAACGCACCGUAAGUGAACAGACAUGGCGUUUCUUCAUAAAACAUGAGACUUUAUAACUUGACCAUACAUUGUCCAAUCUGCCUCAAACUUGCCAAGCAUGAUGAUGGUUCAUCAAUCACCAGUUCUUCAUAACAAUAUUUCAUAAAGUCCCGCCCUUUUUGAUUAGCCACGCCCCCUUUCAUAACUUUUGAUCCGUUUGUGCUAGAGACUUGUAUGAGUUGUCUGUGAACUCAGGACAGAGUCCCUGUUUAACUGCUGAUUUAAACAACGAGAAUCAAGGGCCAGAGGCAAGCACACAAUCAAAAUUUCUUUAGAAAUUUUCUAGUUUUAGUCAUUUUACCUCAAAUAUCUGCUGGUUCCAGCUUCUCCAAUUUAAAGAUUUAAUGUUUUUAUUGGUCAUAUAUGGUCAUAAACUUAUAUUUACUCAUAUGUAAACAAAUAGAGACUGUUGGUUUAUUAAGUUUGAAUUGAUGUGUUUGGGCUGUGGGAAAUUAUAACAGCAAUGUUUUAUUAUUUUUCACAUUUUAUAUGUAAGAUCAUAUAAAUUAGAUUUGACUGGAAAUU
This is a messenger RNA of Centropristis striata (black sea bass), 1311 nucleotides long. RefSeq names its product lectin-like. NCBI's taxonomy places the organism in Eukaryota, Metazoa, Chordata, Actinopteri, Perciformes, Serranidae. The transcript is spliced from 3 exons. The record is from RefSeq and is a predicted model, not a curated record. Bases 9 to 380 code for a protein of 123 amino acids.